AUGGAUGUAUAUAACAAGAGAGACCCCGUCAUUCCACGGCAGAAGCCGAUGAAGCUGCUCGUCCUUGGGUUCCCACGGACAGGUACCACCUCUGUCUGUGCCGCUCUAAAGGUGCUGGGACUCAAGUCGUAUCACUGGAACGAAGUGUUCAAGAAUCAGAAGAAUGGCCACGUCCAGCUCUGGUUGGAUGCGAUGAAUGCCAAAUAUCAUGGGAAGGGAAAGCCGUUCGUGGGCGAGGAUUUCGACACCAUGCUCUGGGAUUAUGAUGUAAAUGGCUCCAAUACCCCUAUACUAUACCAAGCCGGUUGCACAGCUAAUGAACAUAUUGUCCAGGCCGUAUCUGACGGACCAUGCUGCAUCUUCGCCGAUGAGCUCCUCGCCGCAUAUCCUGACGCCAAAGUCAUCCUCACCAUACGCACCCGAGAGUCCUGGCUCAGAUCGAUGCAAAACUCCAUCCUCGAGGUCCUUUCCUGGAGAUCCUGGACCAUCCUCUCCUACCUAGACCCUGAAUUCUCAGCAGGUUUCUGGGCCCUCUGGAAUUGCAAUACCGCUAUCCUGUCUAGAGGAAUAACCCCAGCAUGUAGGCCCGAGGCAUAUCCUGCGCUUCUAGAGACGUUUGAUAAACACUAUGACCAUCUCCGCAAGGUCGUUCCUAAGCAUAAGCUGCUAGAGUUCCACCCAAGUCAGGGUUGGGAGCCGCUGUGCCAGUUUCUCAACAUUCCUUUACCAGAAGAAGACUUCCCAAACCUCAACCAGCCUAUUUCUCUAGUGGAGAUUCACAGAGAGUUAUAUUGGUCUCGGUGGUACCACGUAGCACAGGGGAUGGUCAAGAAAGUAGGCAUGGUGGGUUUAGUUGUGCUUGCUGCGAUAUGGAUGAUGAUGAUAUGA
Arthroderma uncinatum is the source of this 888-nucleotide messenger RNA. RefSeq lists its product as uncharacterized. Lineage: Eukaryota; Fungi; Ascomycota; Eurotiomycetes; Onygenales; Arthrodermataceae. The transcript has 2 exons. Bases 1 to 888 code for a protein of 295 amino acids. The record is from RefSeq and is a predicted model, not a curated record.